CUGGCGCGUUGGUUGGGUUCCUGGAGGCGGGUGCGGUGGCGGGGCUGCCGAGGCUGGAGCUGCUGGACCUGAGCAGGUGGCGCCGCCCCGCCUGCUACUUCACCCGGCGCGAGUGGAUCGCCUUCGUCUCCGCCCUGCCACAUGCCGUGAUCCAUGGUUCCGCCAACAACAGCAGCGGCGGCUGCUUCACCUCCAUGCCGCCGCCUGGGGGGCACCAUCAUCAUCAGCCUCAUCAGCCUCACAACCACCAGCUACCUCACCAGCCUCACCAUCACCACCAGCUACCCCACCAGCAGCCCCUGUGUGUGCGUCUGGACUGGCGGGUGCUGCCGCUGCGCAGUGUGUGGUCGCCCCCCGCCCAGCUGCCCGAGUGGCAGGGGGCGCUGUGGGCGCUGGGGCUGCUGGCCAGGAGGAGGCCGCAGAUCCGUAUCGAGCUGGAGGGCCCCCCGCUGCCGCUGCCCGGCCCCGCCACCCUGCGGGCCUUCCGGGGACUGAUUGGGC
This is a messenger RNA of Astrephomene gubernaculifera, 501 nucleotides long. The record is from the annotation of a GenBank genome assembly. Lineage: Eukaryota; Viridiplantae; Chlorophyta; Chlorophyceae; Chlamydomonadales; Astrephomenaceae.